Silurus meridionalis is the source of this 1604-nucleotide messenger RNA. It is a transcript of the gene acot7, whose product is annotated as acyl-CoA thioesterase 7. The transcript is spliced from 10 exons. Lineage: Eukaryota; Metazoa; Chordata; Actinopteri; Siluriformes; Siluridae. Gene Ontology annotation, molecular function: long-chain fatty acyl-CoA binding. Gene Ontology annotation, biological process: acyl-CoA metabolic process; palmitic acid biosynthetic process. The record is from RefSeq and is a predicted model, not a curated record. The coding region runs from base 281 to 1297 and encodes 338 amino acids. Gene Ontology annotation, cellular component: nucleoplasm; cytosol; extracellular exosome.
UGGAAGUGCCUGAAACAGCGAAUGAAGGCGAGACAGGUUCCUAUGCGGAAGUAAACCUUCGGCUAUGCGGAGAUAAGCGACAUAGUUGGAACUUAGUGGGUGCAGAACCAAGCAAGACCACCCCAAAGUCUAUCUGUUUAUAUCUACUGAUUUUCAUUUUCAAUGACUAUCAGGUGCAGCCCUCGGUUGAUAAAAUUGAAAACCUACAUCAAACCAGCCUUUUGUAGAAAAAAAAGAAUCGGACACUCCUGGCCUAGACCCUAAUACCUACAUCUAGACCAUGUCUGCCUGUCUGUCUGUCUGUCAUAGAAGAAUUAUGCGACCAGACGAUGCCAACAUCGUGGGAAACGUCCAUGGCGGGACAGUCUUGAAGAUGAUCGAGGAAGCUGGGUGCAUUAUAGGAACUCGUCACUGUAACACGCAAACUGGGGACCGUUGCGUCGCAGCCCUGGCACGGGUGGAGCGCACCGAUUUCCUGUACCCCAUGCUCAUUGGCCAGGUGGCCCACGUGAGCGCUGAGAUCACGUACACCUCCAAACACUCUGUAGAGGUGCAGGUCAACGUGGUGUCUGAAGACAUACUUUCAGGUGCCAAAAAGUUGACCAACAAGGCAACACUGUGGUAUGUCCCCUUAUCCCUCCAAAAUGUGGACAAAAUCAUUGAAGUUCCCCCCAUUGAGUAUUCCAGUCCAAAACAGGAAGAGUUGGGUAAGAAGAGGUACGAAUCUCAGAAGAUAGAACGAGUUGAAACAAAAGAAAGGAACGAUGAUAUUAUUACACCAGUUUCUCUUCCAGAAAGAAAGACAAAAGAACCAUUUACCGUUGGAUUCAGCCAGUCUAGUCUCAUCCACUUGAUUGGUCCUUCUGAUUGCACUCUGCAUGGCUUUGUACAUGGCGGUGUGACCAUGAAGCUGAUGGAUGAGGUGGCAGGAAUCGUGGCCGCUCGCCACUGCAAGACCAAUAUAGUGACCGCAUCAGUGGACGCCAUCAACUUUCAUCGCAAGAUAAACAAAGGUUGUGUGAUCACAGUAUCCGGGAGAAUGACUUUUACAAGUAACAAGUCAAUGGAGAUCGAGGUGUUCGUGGACGCCGAUCAGCUGGUCAACGCGGAGGAGGGGAAAUAUCGGGCCGUCACUGCCUUCUUCACCUACAUUUCCCUGGACACAAAAAAUAAGCCGCUCCCUGUGCCUCCCCUGAAGGUUGAAAGUGAAGCGGAGCAGAAGCGGUUUGAAGAAGGAAAACAGCGUUACCUUCAAAACAAGGCAAAGAGAUUGGCAGAUAAGGAGCAGAAACAAUGAUGCCCCUUGGUACACAGAAAUACUAUGGUAGUGUAGCAAAAUAUUUCUGGAAAAUUAUUAUUCAAGGUCCUAAUUAAAAAGAUAUAUAUCCUAUUGUAUCCUAUCCUAAUUGUAGCUGAAUGGAUAAAAAGGGAAAAUAAUAUUGUGCAUCGUUUGACUGCUGCAUACCAAAACACCUUGUGUAUGUAGAUAUGUGUAGGAACAGAGUAUUAUAUUAUAUAAAUCUUAUUUUGUGUCUGACGAGAUCUAUUUAUGAAAUGCUUCGAUCAUUCUGUGUGCUAAUAAACAUAAUGCACUAAAAAAAAUG